This is a messenger RNA of Marchantia polymorpha subsp. ruderalis, 2453 nucleotides long. NCBI's taxonomy places the organism in Eukaryota, Viridiplantae, Streptophyta, Marchantiopsida, Marchantiales, Marchantiaceae. The record is from the annotation of a GenBank genome assembly.
AAGCAGCCUCAAUGUUCGGUGCCACGUACUGUACCCGUCACAGCCAAUGAAGACAGGACCCGGACUCUCCUCUCUCGCGGAAGAAGCCGAAGAGGACAAGGCGAGGUCCAUUGACGCCGGUGAGGUGAUGGGAUGGUUCGAUCGAAUCAGUGCGUAGUUCCAUUUUCCAUUAGGAGGGAAUUUCGUUCGGUGGAUUGUGUCUUUAGGGAGUAGUGUUUGUGGUUUCAGGGUUAGUCCAGAGGCAGGAUCCACGACUCUGCGCAUGUCUUGUUCUUUGGAGGAACGUCUAGGGGAUUAGGCUAAGGGAAUUUGUCGUGGGGAUCGCAAUUGUUCUGGAAAAUCGAUCGCCUUUCAGGCAAGUGAUAGCGGGCGAAGGACGGUGUGCGAGCUCUGGAGGUAGUUCACGGCUGAUCGCGUGAUCGACUUCGGAACAUUGCUGAUAGCAGCGUUUUCUUUCGUCGGUGGCAGAGACGAAGGUGGAGCAGGGCAGGGUUAGGACUUGAGCGAGAAAGGCUGUGGAGUAUACAGUGAUUUGGAGGUUCGAUAGAGAACUCACUGUGCAAGUUUCGUAGAGUUUGGAAGAAGACCAGGGCAAGAGGAGGUUUGCACAUACGAUACGGUCGGAUAGUUUGCAUGUUGGAAGUGGCAUGAAGCAUGUUGAAGGAAGCGGGAGCUCCCAAGCGAGGAUGCAGGAUCCAGAAUUGUCACCCCUUCAAUCUCAAUCGCAGUCCCAGCAAGUCAACGAAGACUCGCAAGCUCCUCAGUCGACAGCGGGGGCUGAUGGAGGAAGUUUUGAUUGUAACAUAUGUCUGGAGUUAGCCCAAGAUCCGGUGGUCACUCUUUGCGGACAUCUUUUCUGCUGGCCCUGUCUCUACCGCUGGCUGCAGAUCCAUUCUAUCUGCCAGGAAUGUCCUGUUUGCAAAGCGAGUGUGGAAGAGGAGAAGGUUAUACCUCUUUAUGGACGAGGAAAGGUGGGGUCGGUUGAUCCCAGGACCAAAGCGGUUCCAGGAUUGAACAUCCCUCACAGACCAGCGGGGCAAAGGCCCGAUACAGCCAGGCACGCAGAUCAACACUCUUAUCAGCACCAUGGUUUCAAUUUCAUGCCUGGGCCUGGAGGUCCUGCCAGUGCACGAUUUGGAAACAUUACUCUUUCAGCUGGUUUUGGCUUGUUUCCAUCACUCUUCGGCUUACAAUUACAUGGCUUUCCGGAGACGGCCGGUUUAGGUGGCACCUCAGGACUUCACUUUGGGCCCUCUGGUCCGGGUUCUCAGAGUUCACACAUCCAUGCUUCUCCCCCAAUUGUACCUGAUCAGCAGCAGGAGGCGCUACUUUCAAGACUCCUCCUCUUACUUGGAUGCUUUGUCAUUGUCUGUCUGCUUCUCUUCUGACCUUUUAGGUCAUUGACGGAUUGUCCAUAAGACUGGGACCAGUAGGCAACACUCUAUAUCUUGUACAUUUGUUGGUCGGAACGGUUUUAGUGAUACCGCCUCUUCUUUUGCCCAUUUGUAAAUUAUGCAUUCUCUCACGGUCAUACUUCACAGGCUGUGAGGCAAAUGUCUUAGAAUUGAUCUCUCUGGAAGUGGAUACUUUCCUGGGCAACUAACCUGUUCAUUUCCCACGGAAGCAGUUUUACGUUGUCUUCCAUGAUCCUGCCUUUGCGCUCCUGAAAAGGUUCGAGGUUGUUCGCUAUUAUAUUCCUCCAGAGGUGGUGUUUUGGCUUCCCCUGCACAUCUUGAAGAAGUCACAGACGAAUCCAGUUGCGAGGAUACUUAGGAGAAGCGGAUUGUGCACUGCGGUGCGAGUCGGAAGUAAGCUAGUGCUGUAGCUCAGUAGAAGCAUAAGACAAGGUUGGGUAUGAGAAUGGCUUGUAGCAGAUGGUGUAAAAUGUCCAUCAGAGCGUCGAAGCGUCUUCAACUUGGCCUUCCAUUGCGAGUUUGUGGAGUAGCAGAGUUGGUGGAGUCUCUACGACGGGCGCUAUUUUUCUUUCAAAAUGCAAGUCGGUUGACCAGUACAUAUGUGUUGAAAUAAUUCUUCGAUUUGUAAGUUAACGUUGAAGCCGGAUGGAAAUACCAUGCGAGUUAAGCUUCCUUUUGAAAAUAGAAAGCUUCGUUCUUUCAUUUUUCUAAUUCUAAGCGAAGUUCAUCAUAUGCAAAGCAACUGUUGGAACUUCACACAUGAUUCCGGGAAUUCUUUAGACUUCUCUAGUUGGAGUUAGUGUUUCAUUGCCGCAUCUGGUUAUUCUCCACUGGACGGCCAAGUUUCACUCCAGAUUCAUUCCGUUGAGAAGUGGACAGACAACACUCUCUUAUAUUCUUUACCGGACAUAAUGAGCCUUGACUCUCCUCCACCGUCUUUCUACUAGCAAUGUAGCAAGAAAUGAGUAAUAGGUUGACGAUAAUAUGGUUUGUGAUGUAUUACAGUGCAAAUUGGAAGAUUGCUUGUUGACUGGUCUU